UCACAUGCACGUGGCCUCUCCCUCUUUCUCUGCUCUCCGACAAAACUAUCUUCUAUCUCGCUCGGCUACAAAAUCCACUUUGUUAUUGACAAACAACCUCGAGACCGAUGGAAAAGUACCAGAAAAUGUGUAUAAUAAACUGAUAUUUUUAGCGUUGGACUUCAUUAUGAAAAACACUGUACUCCAAUUAUUUCUUUUAAAGUUGGGUUCCUUUCCUGAUGCUUUCCAUUUGGCUUCUGAGCAAAUGUUCUGUCCAUCUAUCCGUGGGAGCUACUGAGAAAAAAGUCCGCACUAGUGUUCGAAUUUCCUAUAGAUUAACCCACACAGUGACACAAAUUUAGUUGCUCUUUUGCCAAUUGGGGGCUCGUCUUGUAUACGUAAACGGGAGAGCCGACCGAUCUUUGGUAGUAUGCGUGUUUCACAGGUGUUCUCACAAAUACCACCACACAGUGCGCUGCUCUCUCGCGCUCACUGUUCGACUAUCGGUGUGAGGGAGAGCUACACUUGUGUUUGUAAUUCCCCAGCGAUCACCAACACCAAUUAAUAAAUUAGUGCUCUCAGAAGGGGAAUCAGCUGGUGGAACAGCUGUUUGGGGACAACUUCUAUAAUGAUAUGCUAGGUCAGGUUUAUUAAACAAGGAUAAAAGGAACCCACUUAAUAACAAAAACUGUACUUUUUGAAGGAGAAUUCAUGUGAUCAUUUCAUGACAAAGUCCAAAGCAAAGCACGUGGCCAAACAUUAAAACAUACAUAUAAAAAUUCAGUCACGUAGGCCUUGCGCGGUUCUAGCCGGUUACACCCUGUGUAUAUAUGUAUGUAUGAUGUGUAUAUAUAAAUAUGAGUGAACGCACUGACGAUAAUGGCGACCUACAUACAUAUGUAUAUGUAUAUCGCUCUCACCGAUCGUCUCGAACCAGAUGGGUAUAAAAGGCAGCUGUCUCUCUCACUUGGUAAUCAUUAAUCUGCGUCAAGAUGAGUUCCAAUUCGCUGUUUGAAACCGAAGAAGAUGUCGCCCAGGCCAACAAGUUGUCCCGAAAAAUGAAGGAAUCCCCCUUCAUGCUGGUGGGGAUUGCCGGAUUCGUGGCCGCCGGGCUGGUUGGAGCCUACAAAUACCGGAACCGAGGAUCGAUGAGCACCAGCGUGUUUCUGAUGCAGUUGCGAGUGGCCGCCCAGGGAACUGUGGUAGGCUGUUUGACUGCCGGGUUAGCUUACACAAUGGCCAAGGAGUAUCUGUUGCACGAAAAUUCAAAGGACGAUAUCAAAAAUUACGACUAAAGAACACGAAAUUUGUGUAUAAAAAAAGGACUAUUUACUUAAUUGUGAUGUUCCAGCCCGCCGUCAUCAACCAAACUCUAGAUGUUGAAAAAUUCUCGUUUUGGGAAUGAACUACCAGCGCACUGCCUUUUAGUAUUAGCCGCCUAGUUUUAUACAUAUUUUACCUUGGUCUCAUUUAUAUUGUGCCAUCAAAUCAUUGCUUUAUACAAUAAAGAAUGUUUUUUAUAUAAAAAAUACCACCUAUACUCGUUUUCCGAACCAAAAAAUUUAAAAACAAUCAUUUGAAAUACCUAUCUUUUGUAUAUAAACAAAAAUAAAAGUCUACACCAUUUGAAUAAUUACAACUGAAUAAAUACAAAGUUCUUAUCAAA
Messenger RNA from Drosophila ficusphila, 1645 nucleotides. Its product is annotated as HIG1 domain family member 1A, mitochondrial-like. The record is from RefSeq and is a predicted model, not a curated record. The transcript is spliced from 3 exons. Gene Ontology annotation, biological process: mitochondrial respirasome assembly. Gene Ontology annotation, cellular component: mitochondrion. The coding region runs from base 972 to 1274 and encodes 100 amino acids. NCBI's taxonomy places the organism in Eukaryota, Metazoa, Arthropoda, Insecta, Diptera, Drosophilidae.